Molecule: messenger RNA, 810 nt
Organism: Paramecium tetraurelia
Lineage: Eukaryota; Ciliophora; Oligohymenophorea; Peniculida; Parameciidae
Exons: 2
Source: RefSeq, a predicted model, not a curated record
AUGGAAGGUAAUGAUGAAAUUAAUACCAAAAGAAAAAGAGAAAAUUAUCAAGAUGAAAUAUUAGAUAACUUCAAAAUAAAUUAGUAGAAAAAAAAGCAAAUUAGAGAGAAAGAUUAUCAAGAAAAUGAUGAAGAAAUUAUUACAAACAUAAAUUUAUAUAUAAGAAGGAUAGCAGAAUAGUAGAAUGUCUACACAAAUAUAAAAAUUAAAGAAAUGGAAGAUUUGUUAAUUUUUUAAGUGUUAACAACAGUAUAUUUAAGUUUAUUUUAUAUAAUAAAUAUGAUAUUCAGAACUUAAACCAAAUUUAUGAGAGCAUCUUAAUAAAGGAAAUGGGCUAAAAUUCAAUUUUAGUACAAUAAAUUAAUUCUCAAAUAGCAUUUAUAUUAGAUGACCUCAAAGGUAAAGAUGUAACUGUAUUAUAUCGAAUUAUUGAUAUUUACUGCUCAAAAUAUAUUUUUAGAUGUUUAGUUUUCAUAAUUAAAUAUACCAAAUUUUAUUAAUUUUUUAAUAAUUAAAAUGAAGUUUGAAGAAAUCAUUAGAAAAUAUGUCAGUCCAAUCAAAAGAUUCGAUCAUGUUCUUCCAAAUAAUUAUUCAGCCUAAGAUAUAUAUAAUUACUAUGAAGAAUUGGUAAUUCAUUUAGUGAAAUAGGCUAAAUUUAAUGAAAUUGAAUCAUUUACAAAAAUCAGAUUUACAAGAAAGUUUGCAGAAGUUGCAUAAACAUAAGACCAAAUGGAUUGGUUGAAUGAUAGAGCCAAGGAGAUUUCUAAUGUGGCCAUGAGUUUGUUCAAACUUAGAUUUCCUUAAUUAUGA